CCAUGGGUAACCAUGGAGCCUCUUCUUAUCAUUUCUCCCUCCCAAAAUCCAAGAGCCUCCAAACAGAAAGCCGACUCCAUCGCCUAUAAACUGAACCCGCAACUGAACCAACAUUCAAAUCAGUUCUAGGAAUUGGAGGACCAACAAGGGAAGAUGAUGAUGUCAAGAUCUUGUAUACCAGCUCCAAUGGUUAAAAUAAAAGCAGGAGGAAUACGCUGCGAGGCAGUGGUGGGGCCCUUCACGGGGAGAGACCCGAAUUUGAAGAAGGCGGGGUGGCUGAGGCAGAAAGCGCCGCAGGGUAUCAAGUAUGAGGAGGUGAAGGAGACCUUGUCCCAUUUGAAUCUCAAGACGGUGUGCGAGGAGGCCCAAUGCCCGAACAUUGGCGAGUGUUGGAAUGGAGGUGGUGACGGCAUUUCCACUGCGACCAUCAUGGUUUUGGGAGACACCUGUACUCGCGGCUGUCGGUUCUGUGCUGUCAAAACCAGCCGAACCCCUCCCCCUCCCAAUCCAAUGGAGCCCAUCAACACCGCCAUGGCCGUUGCCAGCUGGGGUGUCGAUUAUAUUGUUUUGACAAGUGUUGAUCGUGAUGACUUGCCUGACGGUGGCAGUGGGCAUUUUGCCCAGACUGUCAAGGCCCUUAAGGAUCUCAAGCCUGACAUUAUGGUUGAAUGCUUAACUUCUGACUUUCGGGGUGACUUGACUGCCGUGGACACUUUGCUACACUGCGGUCUUGAUGUCUUUGCACACAACAUUGAGACUGUCAAAAGCCUUCAGCGAAUUGUCAGAGACCCUCGCGCUGGGUAUAAGCAGAGCUUAUCUGUUCUAAACCAUGCAAAACAAAGCAAGAAGGGGAUGACUACAAAAACUUCUAUAAUGUUGGGCCUUGGAGAAUCAGAUGAUGAGUUGAAAGAGGCCAUGGCUGAUUUAAGGGCUAUAGAUGUAGAUAUACUGACACUUGGACAGUAUUUACAGCCAACUCCACUACAUUUAACUGUCAAAGAAUAUGUCACCCCUGAGAAAUUCGAGUACUGGAAGGAAUAUGGGGAGUCCAUUGGAUUUCGUUAUGUAGCGAGUGGGCCCUUGGUUCGAUCCUCGUAUAGGGCAGGGGAGCUAUUUGUUAAGACAAUGGUGAGGGAACGUGCUGGAGCUAUAGUUUAAGAAACUGGUGCGGAAAAGAGCCGAGGAUAGAGCAAACUACAGUUAUUGUAGUUGCAAGCCAACGGCUGUUUACUAGGUGAUACAAUAUUCUAAUUUCUCAAUCAUCUUUUUUUUUUUGGGCAAAAUCUAAAUCUAGUGUCUACUCAUACUAAUUUGGCAAAUUGAAUUUUUAGCUGCGAACCAGCAAUAUUAGUGAUACAACAUGUAUUAGGUGAUAUAAGCUCUUGAUGAUUUACUAUUAAUCGUUUUUUAAUAAUAAAAAUGUGUGUGCUUGUUA
Argentina anserina (silverweed cinquefoil) is the source of this 1435-nucleotide messenger RNA. RefSeq names its product lipoyl synthase 1, chloroplastic. The coding region runs from base 154 to 1158 and encodes 334 amino acids. Gene Ontology annotation, biological process: lipoate biosynthetic process. NCBI's taxonomy places the organism in Eukaryota, Viridiplantae, Streptophyta, Magnoliopsida, Rosales, Rosaceae. The record is from RefSeq and is a predicted model, not a curated record. Gene Ontology annotation, molecular function: lipoate synthase activity; 4 iron, 4 sulfur cluster binding. The transcript is spliced from 6 exons. Gene Ontology annotation, cellular component: mitochondrion; chloroplast.